Messenger RNA from Rasamsonia emersonii CBS 393.64, 4077 nucleotides. RefSeq lists its product as uncharacterized. Gene Ontology annotation, molecular function: microtubule binding. The transcript has 4 exons. Gene Ontology annotation, cellular component: microtubule organizing center; spindle microtubule; mitotic spindle midzone. The record is from RefSeq and is a predicted model, not a curated record. Bases 1 to 4077 code for a protein of 1358 amino acids. Gene Ontology annotation, biological process: astral microtubule depolymerization; mitotic spindle assembly. NCBI's taxonomy places the organism in Eukaryota, Fungi, Ascomycota, Eurotiomycetes, Eurotiales, Trichocomaceae.
AUGUCUAACAGUUCCUUGACCCCGCUCGAGUUCGCCCUCCUGGUCUGCAGCGCUGCCCUCUCGAUUGAGCCUCUGAGGUUUCUUACUACCUUUUCGACCAUCAUCACCAGCUACAUCAUCGCCCAUGUGUGUCUCAGUGCGCUGACACCCGCGCCUACUACUGUUACUCCUGCUCCUGCUGCUCCUGCUCCCGUCCCUGCUCCUGCUCCUGUUCCGGCUCCUGCUCUUACUCCUACUCCCGCUCCCGCUUGUGCUCCCACUCGUCCUCGUCCUCCUGCUCCUGUUCUUCCUCCUACUCCUGCUCGUACUCCUACUCCCGAUCCUGCUCCUACGAUGGAGUCCAAAGCGACGGACCUCUUGGCCGUCCUGAAGAACGCCAAUCUCUCGAUCGAUUCCAAAGUCGCAUCUCUCACGAGUAUCAAAUCCGACAUCAAACAAAAGAAUGUCCCCGAAGGAGCCAUAGCACCAAUCUUUGAAAGUCUGCGCCUGGCCAUCGGCGCACAGCAUUCGUCUCUCUCUGCCGCUGGCUUUUCCGCCCUCGGCCACCUUCUUAAGCGGCUUUACAUUCAAGAACACCACCAUGCUGUUUCUGUCCACGCGCGCCAGCUCUAUUCACUGUUGCUAGAGCGUCUGGGAGACCACAAGGAGCGUGUUCGCUCCCAGGCCGCACAGGCCUUUACCGACCUCUGGCCAGCCUCUUCGGCAGAAGUCGAGCAUCAUGUUCUGGAAGUGGCCUUAGUGGGCAAGAACCCGCGAGCCAAAGAGAUGAGCAUGCUUUGGCUGUCUAAUAUGACUAAAGAACACGGUCUUCUCUUCCGUGCGUAUGUGCCUAGUCUGGUCGCAUGUCUCGAAGAUGCCGACAGCGGCGUUCGGGAGACGGCCAAGUCAACUGUCAUUGAGCUAUUCCAAAAUGCCCCGUCGCGAGCGAAAUCCGAUCUCAAGAAACAACUUGCCCUCCAUAAUGUGAGGAAGUCCAUUGCUACCGUUAUUCUUUCCAGUCUUGGUCUUGCCGACCAUGAUAUGUCAUCGACGCUGUCCAGCUCUCGAUCAGAGACCCGUCGCCCGGCGAGCAGCCUCUCUCACCACCGCGUUCGGGAUGAUCCCCCUCGUCCCAAUUCUGUCCUUUCCUCGCGCUCGCAAGGUCAUGGUGAAGGAAAAGAUGACUCUGAACAGCCAAAACGACCAGGAACGUCCAAGGGCGAACCAGGACACCCUGGCGGGCUGUCUCACAGUGACAGUGUCGACUCUCUCGCCGCUACUGCUGCUGAAACGGCAGAAGGUGAGAAGAUCGAACCUUUAUAUGUGAACUCGAACCGUGAGAUCGACGAGAUGGUGCGAAACAUGCUCCCCCAUUUCGAAGGAAGGGAGACGGAGCAGAACUGGAUUCACCGUGACAAGUCAAUCUUGACCCUGCGGAGACUCACCCGCGGCAAUGCACCCCAGGAAUACUCGCAGCAUUAUAUCGCUGGGAUUAAGAGUCUGCUUGAUGGUAUCCUGAAAGUUGUCAACUCUUUGCGAACUACCCUCUCCACCAGUGGCUGUCUCUUGAUCCAGGACAUAGCCAGAACCUGUGGACCGGCGAUCGAUAAUAUGGUGGAAAUCCUUAUGCAGAAUCUGAUCAAACUCUGCGCUGGAAUGAAGAAGAUCAGUGCUCAGAAUGGCAAUGUCACCGUCGAUGUUGUCAUUGGAAACGUCACCUACACUCCGCGUAUUAUGCAACACCUCUGGUUCGCCUGUCAGGAUAAGAAUGUCCAACCACGUCUUUAUGUUACCGGCUGGCUGAAAACAUUGAUCAAGAAGCAAGCGCGACACAAGAGCGCUGUAGAGCACGGCGGAGGGCUCGAAUUGCUUGAAAAAUGUAUCAAAAAGGGACUCUCCGAUGCCAACCCUGGCGUUCGAGAGGGCAUGCGCGGCACGUUCUGGACCUUCCACCAGGUUUGGCCAGAUCGAGCUGCUGAAAUCAUGUCUAGCCUCGACAGUAAAUCCAAAGCGCUGCUAGAAAAGGACCCGGCCAAUCCUAACGCGAAUUCCUCCGUCGAUGACGCCGCGCGGCCGCGAUCAGGGUUCUCCAACAGCGUGUCCGCAACGACCGCUCGUCAGACCCUCAAGGAAACUAUUGCAGCUCAGAAGAAGCAGCUGGCGGCGACGAACGAUCUCCCCCCUCGCCCUGAAUCUGCCCAGUCCUCGUUUGCGGACAGCAAACCAACACGUCCGGCCGCUCAUCGUACUCCAGCAUCAAAGACCACGUCCAGCGUUCGUACUGUCCCAACUGGCGCCCAUCUUUCAUCUCUAUCCUCUGCUCCGAUGCGGCCGGCAAUCAAACCUCGCCGACCGGAGAUGGCUCGGCCGGCGACGGCGGAUCCAUAUGCGGAUCGAAGACCACCGAGCGCUGCUUCGCACAAUAAGACUCUGAGCCCCGAUAGUAGUCCUGCAAAGGCGAAACCUAAAGCGGCUGCAACACCUGGUGUGAAAUCAUCCAGCCCUACACGGCCGAAGUCGAGACUGGAUGCGGCACCAGUGAGCGCAGCCAAGAGUAAGCCAAAGAGACUUGAUAUUUCCAGCCUGAAAGGUAGUGAGGCGCGUACCCCUUCGAACCGUCUCCGCAGCAACUCCAGUGACGUUCCACGACCGAACCACCAUACCGAGGACGACUUCAGCAUGGCUGUGCCUCCUCAGGUAGAUGUUCCGGAAAUCGAUCUUACUUCUGGAGAGGACGCCGGUGUUCCUACCGAAGCUGCCCCGGUAGCUCACCAGGAUGCCACUGUGGCUGCCCCUGAUAUGUCAGUGGAGGUUCCAUUACCAGACAAACAGAGCACACCCGUCCGCCAUGCACGACUCAGCAGUGGCGGCUCCGCGUCCCGGAUCCCAACCUCCACUCGCCGACAUUCACAAACGAAUAGCGAGGAAUCGAAGGUGGCAUCUCCCACCCUGCUUUCUCCCAACCGACGUCUUAACACCGACGAUCAGUCGUCCGCCAUGCCUAGUCCCAUUGCACGUCGAUCUAUCCCUCCUUCGGAGGAAGUCCCUAAUGGGGACAGCGUAAAAGUUUACGAAGACCCUGAGCCUCUCGCUUCAACCGAUGCGGGGAUUGCUAUGGGUGGAAGUCGGUCACCAAAUGCCAACUUUGCACCUGCAAAACCUGUCCUAGAAGAACUACCAGUGAAUGAACCAACGACACCGGGUCACCGGGACAACAAACCCCUGUCAGCCCCUGAUAGGACCCCUCUCAAUGCCCUCACUCCUGGAGGUGCGGAGAAUACUCAUCGUCGAUGGGGCAAGGUUGAGAAUGCUGAGAAUAAAAGAAAGAGCAUCAGUCCCAGGUCGAAAGACCCUGCAAAAGCAAGGGAAAUGAUUGACAAAGGGAUCACAAGGAUCAGGGCUAAAGCACUCGAUGUCCAUGGGUAUCGGAAGUUGCAAGGCCUGAUCAAGUAUCACGACUCUAUUUUUGCCGACGAAAGCAAGUAUGAUGAGAUGCUCUUGGCCCUCCUCGAUGCAUUGGAGGCUCCUGGCGAUGAGAAGAAGUCGAGAUCGCUGGAUCUCAAGACGCAGGUCCUUGUCACGAUCCGCCUCAUGUUCAACUAUAACCGAACAUAUUUCUCCGCUUACUAUCCCCGCGCCAUGACCGCUCUCGUCAACGCCCGAAAACAAUAUGAGCUCACCAAUCACAUCGUGAGCGGUCUGGAGGAAACGGCAGAAGAUAUCGUCGCGGCGUGUCGGCCGCCAGACGUGAUUGACGCGGUAUUAGACUUGAUUGAGACAGAAGAACAGGACGAUAAGGGUUACAGGGCCAUUACAAUGGGCAUCUACGUUCUAACCGGCUUGUUACGCCGGUUGAAUAAGAAUCGUGUCUACUUAAGCCGGCCUGAACUGGAGCGGCUUGGAAAGUUUGCCAAUAAAAGCCUCAUGCAGCCACAACCCGACGUUCGGCGCGCCAUUACGGAAUUUUGCGUUGAGUUGCAUGAGAUGGUGAAUGACGACGACGUAUUCUGGCGGAUGAUCAACUCUCCUGUGGGCGAUCACCGCAACCUCUUGACUUAUUUCAUUGCGAAGAAGAAGUCGACUCAAGCAGUUCGCUAG